Messenger RNA from Caenorhabditis angaria, 3439 nucleotides. Lineage: Eukaryota; Metazoa; Nematoda; Chromadorea; Rhabditida; Rhabditidae. The record is from the annotation of a GenBank genome assembly.
AUGAAUUUUGGGGGCGUUUUUCUGAAGCCAAAAACCUACCAAAAGGGUCCGAAUUUUCUUUGCCAAAAAUUGAGGACAUUGUUGUUGAGGUUGUUGUAUUGGUGGAUGUGGAAUUUGUGGAAUCUUGAGAAUCUUGAUGUUGAUAGGAAGAAGAUGUGGAGGAAUUUCGGGGGAUUUCUGGUUGCGCGGGGGGUUUCUGGAAAAUAAAGGAAAUUUGGAGCAGUUGAGGUUUUUGAUUUGCCACGUCAUAGACAUUUGAGUUCAGAGAAAAGUGAUUUUUUCUAGAAAUUCUGAACAAAAAUCCAAUUAGGAAAUUAAUUUUUUAAUUUCACUAAUUUAUAGAAAAUUAAUUUAUGAAAAUCAAAAAUUUUAAAGAACUUCAAUUUCAUCUUACAAAUUUUCCCCAAUUUCGCCUGAAAUCCUUAAAAAACCAAUAUUUCAGGAAUCGAAGAUGAACCCGAAGAAUUUCGACCACCCCCACUGAAAAAACCAAAAGGUAGUGUUUCCUCAAAAUUUUCCACAUUCAAAAAAUCUUUUUUUUUGCAGUUGAGAUACCCGAAGAUCCUCAAGAAUUUUCGCAAAUCUACAAAAUCCCCGAAAAACCUAUAGGUAUGUUUUAUUUUUGGUGAAAAAUUACCUGAAACUCUGGUAGAUUUCCAAUUGUUGAUCUGCGAUUUUCGGGGAUUUUCUCGACUUUUAAAUGUUUUUCGGAUUUGGCGGAACUUGCUGCCAAAUCGUAGAACUCAAUCAUAUUUCGAUACAUUUUCAGAGAAAGUGGUGAAAAUCGAGGAAGAAGAAGAAGAUCUGGAAGAAACAUUGGUGAAAAUCGAGGUGGAAGAUCUGGAAUACGAGCCGAUUCAACGUGAGAAGCUGGAAAUUUUUGGAAAAAAGAAAGUUGGAAGACCGAAGAAGAGUGUAAGAGUUGGAGAAGGUAAUUUUUUUUUUUAAAUGGCCCGGCAACGGAGAUUAUGAGUACUUUUGAAAAUGUUCAAAUGUUGAUGAAUGAAACUCAAAAUGCAUUUACUUCACAGAAAAUUGAAGUUGAACAUAAAUUUCAGAAAAAUAAAAAAACUGAAAAAAUAAAAGAUAUAUGUGGCCGAACUAUUUUGGUGGCCGAGAAGUGUCGGGAAUUCGGCCAGAGCAACAAACUCGCUCUAAUCUUGCAUUGUUGGAGCGCGUUUGUUGCUUUGGCCGAGUUCCCGACACUUCUCGGCCACCAAAAUAGUUCGGCCACAUAUAUCUUUUAUUUUUUUCAGUUUUUUUAUUUUUCUGAAAUUUAUGUUCAACUUCAAUUUUUUGUGAAGUAAAUGCAUUUUGAGUUUCAUUCAUCAACAUUUGAACAUUUUCAAAAGUACUCAUAAUCUCCGUUGCCGGGCCAUUUAAAGUUGGAAGGUUUUCGGAUUUGGCGGAACUAGCUGCCAAAUCGUAGAAUUCAAUCAUAUUUCGAUACAUUUUCAGAGAAAGUGGUGAAAAUUGAGGAAGAAGAAGAAGAUCUGGAAGAAACGGUGGUGAAAAUCGAGGUAGAAGAUCUGGAAUACGAGCCGAUUCAACGUGAGAAGCUGGAAAUUUUAGGAAAAAGGAAAGUUGGAAGACCGAAGAAGAGUGCCAGAGUUGAAGAAGGUAAUUUUUUUUAAAUUUUUUUAUAAAAGUUCGAAGGUUUUCGGAUUUGGCGGAACUUGCUGUAGAACUCAAUCAUAUUUCGAUACAUUUUCAGAGAAAGUGGUGAAAAUCGAGGAAGAAGAUCUGGUAGAAAAAGUGGUGAAAAUCGAGGUAGAAGAUCUGGAAUACGAGCCGAUUCAACGUGAGAAGGAAAUUGCAGGAAAAAGGAAAGUUGGAAGACCGAAGAAGAGUGUCAAAGUUGGAGAAGGUAAUUUUUUUGAAGGGGAAAAAGUUACUUUAUGAUUUUGAGCUGGGAAGGGAGAAGAUCAUUCAAAAAAUCGUACAAAAAAUUUCAUAAAAAUCUUGAAACGUACAAUUUCCAUUUUUAGAAUGACCGGAUUUCCGAGAUUUUUUCAAAAAAAAUUAAUUUUUUUCUGCUAAAAAUUGAGAAAUCAUAUAUCCGUUUUACUUCAAAAAUCUUCGAUUCUCACAAAAAAAAGCAGAGUUUUUGUUAAGUUAAAGCGCUUAAAAAUUGCAACAAAAUUAUCCAAAAAAAAAUUUUUUUCUAUAGAACAAAAAAAGUGAUGUUGAUGGGGAUUAAGGCUCAAAAACACAUGUAAAAAUAAAUUUAUUUUUCUAAUUUUUGAUCCAAGAACAUGGAAAAUGAGUGGGGUAAAAUUGAAAAAAAAAAAACAAUUUUUUCUCGUGAUUUUUCAGCCGUAUGAAAAUUGAGCAAGUUUUUUUUAGUUUUUUAAGCGAAAAAAAUCCUUGGCUCCGCCCAUUUUUCGAUGAAUUUCCGGACAGGAAAUUCUUAAGACACGCAGCAAAAUUGAACUUUUAAGACAAAGUUCGCAACUCGUUUUUCAUGGAAACCGCAGGACAGAGAAAGGUCAAAGUGAUUUUGAGUUUGAGUUUGCAAGAAAAAAGUUGGAGUGGACCUUUUUUUGGAGAAAAAUGUGUGUGGUUCAGUGAUUUUUGAGGGGGAUUUCCGGAGAUUUUUUGGGGGGAAAUUUAGUGUCGAAAUUUCAGAUUUAAAAAAUUCUGAAAUUUUUCUGCAUACAUCAGUAUCCCCGGAUUUUCGCCCUGAGGGGGUCUGGCUAACUUUGAAAAAAAGGCGUGGGGACUGGCUAACUUUUUGAAAAAAUAACAAUUUACAGCCCAAAAACCAAGUUUUUUCUCUUUUUUUUUUGAGGGGGUCUGGCUAAUUUUUGAAUUUUCACAUUACGGGGGUGGCUAAUUUUGAGGCCCUGACCUGGAGAAACUGAUGUAUGUUUUUCUGUAUUAUUUUCAGCCUGAAAAUGUUUUUUUUCGAAAUUUCUGAAAUUAAUUUUGAACAAAUAUUUCAAGAAAAUCCUAGAAUUGAUGAUUAUCUGAAAUUUAUUCAUUUUUUCAAGAAAUUUCAGUGAAAAAUCAAUUUUCCAGCUCCGGAAAUUUCUCAAGUUCUUCUGAAAUCAAACAUUCAAAUUUACGAGAUCUCUGAAAAUCCCUAGAUUUUUCAGAAAUCGGAAAUAUCGUCAUAAUUUCCUUGAAUUUUUUACGAGGACAUUUUUCGCCAAAAAUCAUGAAUUUUCAGAAAAAAAGUGCAAAUCAUGAAAUAUUCAUCAAUUUUUCCAUGUCUAGAAAAAAUUUUUUCCCAAAAAAAAAUUUCAAAAUUUUCAGGAAAUUGAGUUUUUGUGUAGCCAAUUGUGAAAUUUUCAGCUGAACCGUGAAAAUUUGUAUUUCCUUUUGAUUUUCGUACGAAAUUCUGUGUAGUCUAGAAUUCUCAAUCGAAUUAGCCAAAGUGUAGACGUAGGCAAACUUGCAAAUUCUAUUUUUUCCAGAAAAAUCGACCAAAGGCUGA